Messenger RNA from Anoplopoma fimbria (sablefish), 1595 nucleotides. It is a transcript of the gene pold4, whose product is annotated as DNA polymerase delta 4, accessory subunit. Gene Ontology annotation, biological process: DNA-templated DNA replication; DNA synthesis involved in DNA repair. Bases 149 to 475 code for a protein of 108 amino acids. The record is from RefSeq and is a predicted model, not a curated record. Gene Ontology annotation, cellular component: delta DNA polymerase complex. NCBI's taxonomy places the organism in Eukaryota, Metazoa, Chordata, Actinopteri, Perciformes, Anoplopomatidae. The transcript is spliced from 5 exons. Gene Ontology annotation, molecular function: DNA-directed DNA polymerase activity.
AAGAAGAAGAAGAAGAAGAAGGAGGAGGAGGAGGAGGAGAAGAAGAACCCGUCGGUGUUGUUUCUGCUGCAGGCUGAGAGAAGAGAAGACACAUCGAGCAGGAACAACGUCUGCUGGCGCUCAGGCUGCUUCAUCCAGAUCAGUCACCAUGACAACCAAGAAUGGAUUGAUAACUGAUUCAUACAAAGUGGUGAAGAAAGCAAGGAAUGGGGUGAAACGAAAGAAGAGGCCUACUACUCCGCCGCCGCAGAAAGAGCCUGAAACUGACACGGUCCGAGAGGGGGAGCUGCAGAGACUCAGCCAGUUUGAUCUGGACUGGAGAUUUGGGCCAUGCACAGGUAUCAGCAGGCUGCAGAGAUGGGAGAGAGCAAAGCUUCAUGGUCUGAGCCCAUCCGAGGAGAUCAAAGAGCUGCUGCUGCAAACACACACUGACCCCGAGUACAACCUCAGCCUGUGGAGCGGAUAUCCUUUGUGAGGAAGAUGUCGUAAGACAGAGAAAAGAAUGCAGAUUCCAACAAAAGUCAAGUCAAUUAUGUUUCAGCCCAAAUCACAAUUGUGUCUCUCAGUGGGAUCUACUUUUUAUCCUUAAGCCCCGAAACAACUCUGCAAAAAAAGAUGAAAAGAUGUAACAGGGGAAAUUAUUCAAAGAGGAAAGCUCAAUAAAAGCAGAGGGGUCAGAACGACAGCAGAACACCCAGUGUGUGUGUGUUUGUCUUGCAGUUAUACUAUGUUGUCUUCAUGCAAAGUUUGUAUUUACAUCUUUUAUUAAAAAAAAAGAAUUAUACAAAAAAUACUGGCUUCUUCAAUCUUGUGAUGUAUAACGGAGUGUAUUUGACUUCUGAGGAAAUGAAUAUGGUUUGAUAAUAUGCCCCCUCUUGUAUCGCCCAUGUGAUCUACACACUAACAUACAUUUGCUUCGUCUUUUUAUUGCUGACCUAACUUAACACAGUCUCUCUCAACUCCAGGCUCUAUGUGAGGCAGAUAAUAAGUGAGUGAAUGUGUUCUACAAUGCUACCAAUAGAUGGACACAUUGGAAGAGUUCAGCAUUCAUUCAAAGUCAGUUAUUCUAUGUUGGUGGUUAAAGGGAUGGUAAUACGGACGGGAAUAUGGUUAUUGGAACAUAUUCUAAAACAUAUACACGCCCUCGAUUUCUUCAUGGAUCUAGUGUGUCCAGGUCAUUCAGAGUGCAGUUGGAAAAAAAACUACUCUUCAAGUUUAAGGGGAGAGCCCUAUGAAACUUCCCUAGCGAUUAGCAAUUUUUUUUGUAUAACAAGUUUUCUGAAAAUGUACGUUGGAAUAUACAACAAGGUAUUAUCUUAUACAAUAUGUGCUAAUAUGUGAUAUGAAUUAUAUAUGAACAACCCCCUCAGAGUAGAGAUAUGAAUGGAACUUGAACAUUUGGUGUACAUAUGUGAUAAAAAGGGCGGCUCUGGCGUAGUGGAGAGCAAGGUAGUUCUCCAAUCAGAGGGUCGGUGGUUCGAUACCCGGCUUCAGCAGUCGAUGUGUCCUUGGGCAAGACACUUAACCCCAAGUUGCUCCCGAAGGCUUGCCAUCGGUGUGGACUGGAUGAUGAAUGUUAGUUAGAGUCUGAUGGU